AUGGCGCUACAAACGAUGGCUUCCCUCUCCGAUUUCCUCUCCAGUCUUCUCUCGUCUUCUACUCCGCCGUCUCUUUCUCCGUCUCCGGCGAGUUUGAAACCUAUCACUAGAUCUUCGCCGUGUACGCUUCCGACUUCCAUAUCUCACCAGCUGAAGAUUACGACGGAGAUCUUCUUCAAAUCCGAUCACGAUGACGUCAUCAAUCGCGUGGUGUAUCCUUCGCUGGCGAACGCUAAUCUCCUGUUCUACAAGUCCGGUUACUACAACGUCGAGGUGGUGCCCAAAGACGGCGAAUCGGAGGAACAGCUUGUGAACGAUUUCAAGAGAUCGGUUUUCAGAGCCGGAGUGUUGCAGGAAGCUCGGAGACGACGGUUCUUCGAGAACUCUCAGGAGAAGAAGAAGCGUAAGACCAAAGAAGCUGCUAAAAAGUAUCGGAAAAGAGAAGUUGAAGAAGACGAUAACUGGGAACUUCCUCCUGAGGAACUUGAGAUUCCGUAUACCAACCGGUUCUAG
Molecule: messenger RNA, 513 nt
Organism: Arabis nemorensis
Lineage: Eukaryota; Viridiplantae; Streptophyta; Magnoliopsida; Brassicales; Brassicaceae
Source: the annotation of a GenBank genome assembly